This is a messenger RNA of Silurus meridionalis, 5791 nucleotides long. RefSeq names its product voltage-gated potassium channel subunit beta-3. The record is from RefSeq and is a predicted model, not a curated record. Gene Ontology annotation, biological process: potassium ion transport; transmembrane transport; regulation of potassium ion transmembrane transport. Gene Ontology annotation, molecular function: voltage-gated potassium channel activity; potassium channel regulator activity; transmembrane transporter binding. Gene Ontology annotation, cellular component: voltage-gated potassium channel complex; membrane; cytoplasm. NCBI's taxonomy places the organism in Eukaryota, Metazoa, Chordata, Actinopteri, Siluriformes, Siluridae.
UAGUCGCGCGGGGGGUCACCCGGACUGUCGCGCGGGAGCGGUUCUUCCACCGGAGCGCGCGAGUCCGUGCAUAUGCGGGAGAGAGAGCGAGAGAGAGAGAGAGAGAGAGAGAGAGAGAGAGAGAGACGGGACACCGGAGCGCGUGGAGUCACUCUGCUCGCGUCUGUUCGGCGGAGGUGGCGCGCGAGAACCGGCUCUGAGAAGGUCUUACGCGCUCGUGCACAUCCAUUUCUUGGAUUAUAAUAAUAAGACGAAGAGGAGAAGAAGAAGAAGAGGAGACAGAGGGGAAAAACCUCGGAAAAGUGUCGCGUCGCGUCGGCGGCUCUGUUGCGCAUUAUAAUCCAGUACGGGGGCACGCGCGGUGGGGAUCCUCGACCGGGAGCGCGCGUGAAAGAAAAAAAGAAAAAGAAAUGAAAAUGCGCGAGGUGAAGGAGCGCGAGGCACCGGGGCAAAGCGGCGGCACGGGGACCGAGUGACCAGGCCACAGCCGAGUCCCGGGCACGCGCGUGACUGAAUUCUGCACAGCUGGAACGUGGACAUUUCUGACACAAGCGCGCGCGCUCACGCACUAACACGCGCGCCCGCAUCACUGCAGAAACACGAAACGCGGACGGGGCGAGACGGACUCGCAGCCGCGCACACAGACACACGCGCGCACGCACGGUUCCACCGGGUUCCUCCGAGUAACGUGUAACGCGAACGGCGCUCAGGAUGCAGGUUUCCUUCGCGUGCACGGAGCACAACCUGAAAAGCAGGAGCGAAGACCGUCUGUGCGGACUGCGCGCGGCCCCUCCACCAGGGGGCAGUAGCGGAGGGGGGGUGGGACGGGGUGGUGGAGGUGGAGGUGGAGGCGGGGGCGUGGAGCGAAGCAGCGUACAGGUCAGUAAUGGAAACUACGCGUCGCACAACGUCAAAAUCCGCGACGUUACGGGGUCACGGGUGACUCAAGGCCACGCCCACAUGAAGGAGGCCUUUGGCCGACACAGCAAUAUGAAGUACAGGUGAAAAUUUGGGAAAUCAGGUCUUGGCGUGUCGUGCUUGGGUCUCGGGACGUGGGUGACGUUUGGUUCUCAGAUCUCUGAUGAGAUGGCAGAGAACCUGAUGACUAUAGCAUUUGAGAACGGCGUGAACCUGUUUGACACAGCUGAGGUGUACGCUUCAGGCAGAGCUGAAAUCACUCUUGGUAAUAUUAUAAAGAAGAAGGGAUGGAGGAGAUCCAGUUUUGUAGUAACGACCAAAAUCUACUGGGGAGGACAGGCGGAGACAGAGAGAGGACUGUCCAGGAAACACAUAAUUGAAGGUCUACGGGGCUCUUUAUUACGGCUGCAGCUGGAUUACGUGGACAUCGUCUUUGCAAACCGAAACGAUGUCAACAGUCCGAUGGAAGAGGUGGUACGCGCGAUGACAUUUGUCAUUAACCAGGGCAUGGCCAUGUACUGGGGGACGUCCCGCUGGAGUGCUAUGGAGAUAAUGGAGGCAUACUCAGUGGCUCGGCAGUUUAACCUGAUCCCGCCGGUGUGCGAACAGGCCGAGUAUCACUACUUCCAGAGGGAUAAAGUGGAAGUGCAGCUGCCUGAACUCUAUCAUAAAAUUGGUGUGGGGGCGAUGACCUGGUCUCCGUUGGCGUGCGGUUUGAUCACCGGGAAAUACAGUGAUGGAGUUCCAGAAUGUUCCAGAGCUGCAAUGAAAGGCUAUCAGUGGCUGAAGGAGCGUGUUCACAGUGAGGAAGGCCGUCGACAACUGGCUAAGAUCAAAGAGCUUCACCUGCUGGCCGACCGACUCAGCUGCACCGCCGCACAACUCGCGAUCGCGUGGUGUUUGCGCAGUGAAGGUGUUAGUUCUGUAUUAUUGGGUGUCUCAAAUGCAGAUCAACUUCUGGAGAACUUGGGAGCACUGAGGGUUCUCUCUCAGAUGACUCCUCAGAUGGUGAGUGAGAUCGACGCUCUGCUGGGUAACAAGCCUCAUUCUAAGAAAGAGUCCCGUGCGUGAGGACAGACCGAGAGGACGCGAACCGAGCGUGAACAGACGGCUUUCGCUUCCUCCCCUUCCUGUGUACUCCAUCCUCCUGCAUGGCUCCUGCAAACCACCGGGCUUCCAGAACGAUCCGAACCAAACCCACUCCUGAUAUUUUAUAAACAUGUUACAGACACAUCGCUACACUGCUAAAAAGAGGAGAGAUUUUACUCUCGAAAAGAAAAAACAAACAAAUAUUUUGAAAGAGAGAACAUCAUGUCUUCCAGGUGAAACACUUUGGGGGGGCGGAGUUGACACGAAAAAAAAACAACAACACUUUUCCCAGGAUGCCAUGCAGCAGGCUAAUGUGUGUGUGUGUGUGUGUGUGUGUGUGUGUGUGUGUGUGUGUGUGUGUGUGUGUGUUAACACACUUUUCCAACAGCACAGGAUGUUUAUGAACCAUAUCCACUUUUCUACCAUUAUGAAAAGUGGGCGUGUCCUAACCCAGGCUUAAACGUUUGUGAGUGUGUCGUAAAGAAGGCGUAAACAUUUGUGGGCAUGUCCUAAGCAAGGCGUAAACGUUUGUGCGAGUGUUGAAAGCAAGGCGUAAACAUUUAGGGAAGUGUCCUAAACAAGGCGUAAACAUUUGUGGGAGUGUCCUAAACAAGGCGUAAACAUUUGGGGGAGUGUCCUAAACAAGGUGUAGACAUUUGUGGGAGUGUCCUAAACAAGGUGUAAACAUUUGGGGAAGUGUCCUAAACAAGGUGUAAAUGUUUGUGGAUGUGUCGUAAUGAAGGCGCAAUCGUUUGUGGGCGUGUUUUAACAAAGGUGUAAAUGUCUGUGGGCGUGUCCUUAUAAAGGCGUAAACGUUUUUGGGCGUGUCCUAACAAAGAUGUAAGUGUGUGUCUCUAAACCGACUCAUUUCACGUUCAUAUUUGUGUUUUUUAGCAUGAUGUUACACAAUCACAGCUCACAUCGCUAGUGAACUAACUGGAGCGAGUGUUCCGAGCGUGACACUUGGCCGAGGUUUCGUUUGCAAUGAACUAGCUAGUCGGUGGUGCUAAAGCAUGUUCAAGGUUCACUACUUUCAUUCCAGUACCAGCAUAAACUUGACUUCAUGUUUAGAAACAAAAACCCUCCGAAACAUUUGUGGUGCUCGAACAGAACAGGAACUCGCUAAAGGAGAACCAGAGGACGGUUCUAGAUUAGGAAUGGGUGCUGUGUUGGUGGAAAAGCAUUGUGAGUGUGUGUGUGUGUGUGUGUGUGUGUGUGUGUGUGUGUGUGUGUGUGUGUGUGAUUGAUCACAGCCUGCAACAAAUAUCACUCCACCGACACUGUGUCAGUUUUCCCUGAUAAUCAUUUUUUCCCCCAGCGAUUUAAUGGUUUCUUUCACGUCCCCCUGAAAGGCAGAUGGACAAAUCACCACAACUGAUUUCAUGAGUGAGUCUUCCUGCAUCGCAUCGAUACGGUCGACAAACUGAACGCAUGGCCCUUUAAGACAAUCCCCACACUCUCUCUCAGUGUGUGUGUGUGUGUGUGUGUGUGUGUGUGUGUGUGUGUGUGUGUGUGUGUGUGAGUGUGUGUAUAAUUGUGUGAUAUGACUCCUGUGAUAUGAAGCAGAAAGCAACAGAGGUCAAAGGAGACCAGAGGAACCAGUGUAGAUGUCAGGGACAAUAAGAACAUGUAAAGAACUUUAAUCGUGUGUGUGUGUGUGUGUGUGUGUGUGUGUGUGUGUGUGUGUGUGUGUGUGUGUGUGGACACCAUUCAGUAUGAAGAUGUUAGGUGUUAUGAAGCUCGUAAACACAAAUGGUGGUGUGUUUCCAUCAACUGGAAGCUCUCUAGCUAGCUACUGUGCUAUACUUGUUUAGCACCCAUGCUAGCUAUAUGUAGUACUUAUUUUAUAAUGCUAUUAAUAAGCCAUUUUUAUGUUUAUUUAAGUUUAUUUAUUAUGCAAUAUUUAAUUAUAUUUUAUUAUCAUGCUACGUCUACAUUAAUAUGGAACAUUUCAAAAGGCGUUUUCUGGAUCCACGCAUUCAAGUUUUCAGCCGUUUCCCAAAAAGUUGCUCGUUCACACUGGAACAUCUGAAAACAUUCGCAUCCACCUGGAGUUUAUUUGCUUUCUGGCUCUUUAAAACGCUGCAGCGUCGACUAAAAAUGUAAUUUUCACACACAGUCCACACAGUGGCGCAAAAACGACAUUUGCAAAUUGAUCCACUUUGUAGAGCAUUUUGUGAGGACAGAAGGCCAGAACUGAAAAACACUGAAAAAUAUGUUUUCGAACGAAAACGUAUUAGUGGGGACAUGGCCUGGUUUGAACAUGGAACACAACACGUGACUGAGUGAUGGGUUUGAAAAUGUUUUAUACGUUUCCCAAACACUAAUUAGCAUUCCUGCAUUUUGUUUUUACUUUGACACGUCUUAAUUUAUACAUUUAAAACCUCGCACUGGUGUUUCUCCAUAGAUAAAAGAGAAGUGUUCCUUAGUUUACUGUGACACAAAGCUAGUGGUUGGAUGUGGUUAGCAUAACAGGCUAAAGUUACAGCGUUCUGUCUGACUAGCAAGUCUUGUGUAUAAUACAUUGUCUCAAACUGUAUGCUUUUUAAAGUAAAUUAUGCUAACAUCUAGCGAUUAGCAAACAUUUGCUACAUCAUUGUUCAUUUGGAAUGCUUUCAUGUAUAUGCUAAUUAUCACAUUAGCAUAUAUACGGAAUUCUAAUGAGGAUAGCAAACACAUUACAAACUGAGCACUGAGAAUAUUUAUGACUGUUACCAUGUGGAUUUGGCUUUCAGGACAUGACCCCGUGUGUGUGUUUAUUAGCCAUGUGUGUGUGUGUGUGUGUGUGUGUGUGUGUGUGUGUGUGAGACAGAAAAAAUGACACCAGAAGGAUCUGUUUUGCGAGCGAGAAGAACCAUGAACUUUCGAGGCCCAGACGUCCGGGUCUGACUCGCUGUCACUGAUGAGUCUCGAUGGAAUUUCCUUUGCUGAGUCAUUCCACUCAAAGUUUCCCUCACGGACCACUGUGAAUCGGGACACAGCCACGAAUCUGCCAGGCAACAGCAGACACGAGUCAGCGUCUGCAGGUAUGGUGGCCUGGUGCUCGUCUCCUCUCUACCCCGUUUCCCAUUCGAAACUAUUUGAUGCUUUUUAAAGAAAAUCAAAUGAUCCAACUUGGAGCCCACAUGGACCAAACGAUCCAACAUGGACCCCCUCCUGUUACCUCACAGCUUCACGGUUACGCCUGGUUUGAUGUAGAGACGAGAUGACGAUUUCUUCAUCCUGGAAUUGACUCGACUUUGUACCGUGUACAGACCAGAUGAAGAUCUCAUGGUGCGCAUUCGUGUUUGAUUGAAUUCAAUGCCACAUUCGAAUCUGAGUGCUGAGUGAAUCAAUGAAUCAUGAAUCAAUCGAUUGAUGAAACAAUCAACGGAUUCAUGAGAAUCAGGCUUUGGAUGAUUUAAAUUUUGAAUUUCAGGAGGAAUGAUACGAAUCCCUUUACAACAUGGACCUGAUCACUUAGUUAAAAAGAUGUAAAUAUCACACUUGAGGACGCGAGAUGGAAAUAUUUCCCAGCAGCCGGACUCAUGUUCCAACACGAAUGCUUGUUUCUUUUAUUUUCCAUGUGAUGUACAUUAGUUAGCAAGAUCUUCGUUCUGAAGAUCUGACCCGAGCAGCGUACGUACACGUUUAGAGCACAGAAGAAUCCUCCGUAACUCUGCCUGUGUCUGUUCUAUUUUAAUGUCUUGCACCAUGAAAAAAAAGAAGAGAAAAACGAAUCUAUUCCCUCAGACUCUGUAUCGAAUGUAUUCAUGCUUGCCUUUAAAAUGUCUGAAGAAACUCA